ACAGUAUAAAUAAAGAUGGACAUGCAUGACGCAGACACAAAAAAACGAAACUAAAAUAUUAUCAGAGGGGUGUGAAAAGUAGUGUCAAUAUAACCAUGACACUUAUUUGGGACAUCAUUGAAUACUUGAUAAAUCUUAUUCUUUGGAUAACAGGGAUGUGGCUGUUUAAAUCAACUACACCACCUAUGCCUACUGCAGUUUUUGAAAAGGAAUGGAGGAUCACACCCUGGGGUCAGAAAGAGGUAAUACUGCAGAAAUUGAAAGACUAUGUUCCUGGAAACCCUGAUAUUAAGAGUAUCCGAGUCUUGCUCCAUGGACCAGUCGGAGCGGGCAAGUCCAGCCUUAUCAACUUCAUCAACAGUGUCUUUCAGGGUCACAUUACCAGCAUCGCACUAGCUGACAGUGCUAUUGCAGGUGAAAGCUUCACCAUAAAAUACCAAACCCACAAAAUUGAAACAAUGAAACAUGGAAUCUACUACCCCAUCGUCUUCAAUGAUGUCAUGGGUCUGGAGGAAAGCAGUGGCAAAGGUGUGCAUAAGGAUGACAUCAUCAACGCCCUAAAGGGCCAUGUAAAAGAGGGCCACAAGUUUAAUCCAAUGUCACCAUUAUCAGAAGAGGAUCCUGGCUACAUAAAGAUCCCCAGUUCAGAAGACAGAGUUCACUGUCUAGUCAGUGUCAUGCCAGCUGAUAAAAUGGCUUUCUUGAGAGAAAGUGUAAUCCAGAAGAUGAGGGACAUCAGACUAGCUGCCGCCGAUAUGGGGAUUCCCCAAAUGGUUAUUCUCACCAGAGUGGAUGAAGCCUGUCCAUCAGUAAGGAAAGACGUGAAGAACAUCUAUCUGAGCAAGUACAUAAAGGAGAAGAUGGAGCAGUGCAGUGCCAAACUGGGAGUACCAGUGAACUGCAUCCUGCCUGUGAAGAACUACCAUGAGGAAAUCGACUUGAAUGAAGACAUGGAUGUGCUGCUAUUGAGAGCACUGAGGCAGAUGGUGGACUUUGCAGAUGACUUCAUCAAAAAUAUCCCUCUCAAAAUAACCCCAAAAGGUAACUGAGGAUGCAUGUAUAUUAGGGCUGACCCCAUUUAGUCGACUGGUCGAUUAAUUGGUCGAUAGGCUAUUGGUCGUCGAAUUGUUAAGUCCAGCAGUUGCAAAAACAUUUUUUAUGGCAUGUCUUGAUUGACGCCUGUUUCAGAGGACUAAUCUAUUGCGGAGGCCGCGGGGAUGUCACACCUGUCACGUUCGUUCUCCUCGUCUGAGGAGGAGCAUGGAUCGGACCAAAACGCAGAGUGAUAUGAAUACAUCUUCUUUUAUUAGAUACGAAGACGAAACGAACACUAUACAAACUAAUACAAAAAACAAUAAACCACGAACGUGAAGCUACAAACGAAAGUGCACACACAAGCUACUAACGUUAGACAUAGACAAUUACCCACAAAUCCCCAACACAAAACAAGCCACCUAUAUAUGAUUCUCAAUCAGGGACAACGAUAGACAGCUGCCUCUGAUUGAGAACCAUAUUAGGCUGAACAUAGAAACAGACAAACUAGACACACAACAUAGAAUUCCCACCCAGCUCACGUCCUGACCAACACUAAACAAGCAAAACACACAAGAACUAUGGUCAGGACGUGACAACACCAGUAGUACAUUUACCGUUAAUUCCCAGAAUUUCUAAUCAACAAUGUUUGUUUGGUGACCAUAAUUUCUGUUAAUGUAAUCAGUUAAUUAUUAUUAGUCUUUUACAGUUCUCAUUGUGGAGUGGACACAUUAUUUGUCAUAAAAUAGGCCUACCUGAUUACGUCUUAUUCCUUGUACAAAUAGCCUACAGCUGUAUCUGUCCAGAGCUCACUGGUGCCGGAAACUCUGAGGGUCCAGAAUAUUUUAUACAAUGUUUUUAUUUGUUGGCUUUAAUUAUUUUGCAUAAUUGGUAAAGGCAAUAUAAUUUACUUAAAGAUUUGAAUAAUUUAGAUUUAGAUAUCAUUUUUAUUAAUCACAUGACAAUGAUUGAGAUAUGAUGACUUUAUUAUAAAAUAAAUGAAACUGUUCCACGAAAAUGUGCAUAUUAAAAUCCUAACUGGCACGCAGAUCGGUAGAAAUGGUAAGAUGAACAGGUACUCCAAUUGGAAAAGGUUGCCGACCCCCUGGUGUAGCGGAGCAUAAUGGCAGGAUCUGCAAAGGCCAGCAGCAGUGGGAGGAGGUGGUUCGGGAACAGGUUUUCACUUUAACACAAUAAAAUGUGAAGAAAUCCAAGGGGUAUGAUUACUUUUGCAAGGCACUGUAUAUAAAUCAUUGUCUCAGACGAUUGUUUUUGUUUGUUUUUUUUUGGUUUUGGAGAGAUGUCCCCCUGUCGCUAUGCUCUUUUAGUAAAUCACAUGAUCACAUCAAACUUCACAGUUAGAGACCUCAGACAUCUCUAAUCUGUGCUUCCUGUUCACAUGAACAUGGAACAGAAAGAAAUAUUAGAAGAUAAAUCUUGAUGAAGGUCAUUAGACUGAAACCUGGAUUAAACAGGACCAAUUUAUGAAAUUGUUUUUCCCCCUCAUCAAUCUACACACAAUACCCCAUAAUGACAAAACAAAAACAGGUUUUUCAAAAUUUGUGCUUAUUUAUAUAUAUUGUUUACUGAAAUAUUACAUUUUUCUAAAGUUUUCAGACCCUUUACUCAGUACUUUGUUGAAGCACCUUUGGCAGCGAUUACAGCGUUGCGUUCUUGGGUAUGACGCUACAAGCUUGGCACACCUGUAUUUGGGGAGUUUCUCCCAUUCUUCUCUGCAGAUCCUCUCAAGCUCAGUCAGGUUGGAUGGGGAGCGUUGCUGCACAGUUAUUUUCAGGUCUCUCCAGCGAUGUUCGAUCAGGUUUAAGUCCGGGUUCUGGCUGGGCCACUCAAGGACAUUCAGAGACUUGUCCCAAAUCCCCUCCUGCGUUGUCUUCGCUGUGUGUUUAGUGUAGUUUUCCUGUUGGAAGGUGAACCUUCGCCACAUUCUGAGGUCCUGAGAGUUCUGUAGCAGGUUUUCAUCAAGGAUCUCUCUGUGCUUUGCUCCGUUUAUGCUUUCGUUAAAAGAAUAAUGAUAAAAAUACUCUUUCAAAAUGCAAUGUUGAUUUAGUUAUGGAUCCAUAACGAAUUACUAUGGGAAUAAAUAUCACUGAUUUACAGAAAUAUUGGAACAAAGUUGUCUAAUGAAGGCAAACAGUUUAGAAUCCUCCAAUCCACUUGUGCUGAAAUCUACUCCCGACCGCCAUAUUUUCCAUUCCAUCCUAACAGAAACCCUGAGAAACACCAUAAUAUUAAUCAAAUUGGCUUCUCAAAUGGCUUCUCAAAUGACUACCUUGCCUGGUUCACCAACUUCUUCUCAGAUAGAGUUCAGUGUGUCAAAUCUGAGGGCCCAACUCUUUUUUUUGUAUAUAUCAAUGAUGUCGCUCUUGCUGCUGGUGAUUCUCUGAUCCACCUCUACGCAGACGACACCAUUCUGUAUACAUCUGGCCCUUCUUUCAACACUGUGCUAACAAACCUCCAAACGAGCUUCAACGCCAUACAACACUCCUUCCAUGGCCUCCAUCUGCUUUUAAACGCUAGUAAAACUAAGUGCAUGUGUAACGAUGUGAAAUGGCUAGGUAGUUAGCGGGUGCGCGCUAAUAGCGUUUCAAUCGGUGAUGUCACUGAGACCUUGAAGUAGUUGUUCCCCUUGCUCUGCAAGGGCCGUGGCUUUUGUGGAGCGAUGGGUAACGAUGCUUCGAGGGUGGCUGUUGUCGAUGUGUGCAGAAGGUCCCUGGUUCAGUGAUGUCAUUUAAAAAAUUGCCUCCAACACUCUACUCAACAAAUUGGAUGUAGUCUAUCACAGUGCCAUCCGUUUUAUCACCAAAGCCCCAUAUACUACCCACCACUGCGACCUGUAUGCUCUCGUUGGCUGGCCCUCACUACAUAUCCGUCGCCAAACCCACUGGCUCCAGGUCAUCUAUAAGUCUUUGCUAGGUAAAGCCCCGCCUUAUCUCAGCUCACUGGUCACCAUAGCAACACCCACCCAUAACACGCGCUCCAGCAUGUAUAUUGCACUGGUCAUCCCCAAAGGCAACACUUCCUUUGGCCGCCUUUCCUUUCAGUUCUCUGCUGCCAAUGACUGGAACGAACUGCAAAAAUCUCUGAAGCUGGAGUCUUAUAUCUCCCUCUCUAACGUUAAGCAUCAGCUGCCAGAGCAGUUUACCAACCACUGCACCUGUACACAGCCAAUCUGUAAAUAGCACACCCGACUAGCACAUCCUCAUUUUAUUACUUACCCUCUUGCUCAUUUGCACCCCAGUAUCUCUACUGGCACAUCAUCAUCUGCACAUCUAUCACUCCAGUAUUAAUGCUAAAUUGUAAUUAUUUUCACCUCUAGGACCUCUUCACCCCUAUUUAUUGCCUAUCUCCCUGCUCUUCUACAUUUGCACACACUGUACAUAGAUCUUUCUAUUUUUCUUUUCUUUUGUGUUAUUGACUGUUUACAUUUCUCCAAAAAGUAUGAUAUUUGUCCCCAGGUACAAAAGUUUAUAUAUCCACAGUAAAACGAAUCCUAUAUCGACAUAACCUGAAACGCCGCUCAGCAAGAAAGAAACCACUGCUCCAAAACCGCCAUAAAAAAGCCAGACUACGGUUUGCAACUGCACAUGGGGACAAAGAUCAUACUUUUUGGAGAAAUGUCCUCUGGUCUGAUGAAACAAAAAUAGAACUGUUUGGUCAUAAUGACCAUCGUUAUGUUUGGUGGAAAAAGGGGGAUGCUUGCAAGCCGAAGAACACCAUCCCAACCGUGAAGCACGGGGGUGGCAGCAUCAUGUUGUGGGGGUGCUUUGCUGCAGGAGGGACUGGUACACUUCACAAAAUAGAUGGCUCAUGAGGAAGGAAAAUUAUGUGGAUAUAUUGAAGCAACAUUUCAAGACAUCAGUCAGGAAGUUAAAGCUUGGUCGCAAAUGGGUCUUCCAAAUGAACAAUGACCCUAAGCAUACUUCCAAUGUUGUGGCAAAAUGGCUUAAGGACAACAAAGUCAAGGUAUUGGAGUGGCCAUCACAAAGCCCUGACCUCAAUCCUAUAGAAAAUGUGUGCAGAACUGAAAAAGUGUGUGCGAGCAAGGAGGCUCAGUUAAACCAGCUCUGUCAGGAGGAAUGGUCCAAAAUUCACCCAACUUAUUGUGGGAAGCUUGUGGAAGGCUACCCGAAAUGUUUGACCCAAGUUAAACAAUUUAAUGGCAAUGCUACCAAAUACUAAUUGAGUGUAUGUAAACUUCUGACCCACUGGGAAUGUGAUGAAAUAAAUAAAACCUGUUAAUAAAUUAUUCUCUCUACUAUUA
Salvelinus fontinalis (brook trout) is the source of this 5314-nucleotide messenger RNA. RefSeq names its product interferon-induced protein 44-like. The coding region runs from base 96 to 1049 and encodes 317 amino acids. The record is from RefSeq and is a predicted model, not a curated record. Lineage: Eukaryota; Metazoa; Chordata; Actinopteri; Salmoniformes; Salmonidae. The transcript has 8 exons.